Mizuhopecten yessoensis (Yesso scallop) is the source of this 7607-nucleotide messenger RNA. Its product is annotated as PHD finger protein 12-like. Lineage: Eukaryota; Metazoa; Mollusca; Bivalvia; Pectinida; Pectinidae. Bases 207 to 2984 code for a protein of 925 amino acids. Gene Ontology annotation, cellular component: Sin3-type complex; nucleus. The record is from RefSeq and is a predicted model, not a curated record. Gene Ontology annotation, biological process: negative regulation of transcription by RNA polymerase II. Gene Ontology annotation, molecular function: protein binding; transcription corepressor activity. The transcript is spliced from 15 exons.
AAUUUUAAUGAUAAAGAGUGCUAAGCAAAUAUAUUUUUCAAAAUUAAUAUGUAUAUUAUAUAGAUUUUUUCCCUGAAUGUAGCUCUUAAAUUGGUUGCAAUCUAGCCAUAUUCUCUCGAUCGCCGAGAAAAGAAGAAUGGCUUUCGACUAAGAUAUUCGGUCUUCUGCAACACCUUGCAAGUAGCAGAUACAAUUAACACUUCAUCAUGACUACGGUCGAAUAUGACUUAGAUACAUCAGGCGGGCUGAUGGAGCAAAUCCAGAAACUGGUGUCUCCACCAGUCAGUGAAGAAGCCCUUCGAAAGCAGAAACGUCGAGAACGUGAAUACAGACGGCCUGGGCGAGCUGUGAAUCAUGACUGCUGUGACAGCUGCAAGGAAGGUGGAGACUUGCUGUGUUGUGAUCGUUGUCCUGCAGCCUUCCAUCUUCAGUGCCAUGAUCCGCCUCUAGAGGAAGAUGACAUUCCGCCAGGAGAAUGGAUAUGUCAUCGAUGUCGGGUAGUCCCUAUUGUAGAUUCAAAGGACGAUGAUGCAGCCUCUACAAAGAGCAGCAGCAGCAGUACAAACAGCCGCUCAGGCCCAGGACGACCCCCAAAGGUGCAACUUAUGCCCGUUGUCCCUAGCCUACCCUCAUUUGAGGAUAUUGACUUUGACAAAGAUGACCUCCAGAACCCCCUUAGGACCUUGGCCAAGGCAGCUAAACUAAUGAAUCCUGUACAGUUUGAACUUCCCAAGGAUAUGGCGUGUACUACAUCAUUACCAGGUUCAAGUAAACGUAAGUGGUGGGGUCGGGACAGAAGCUCGCAGAAAAAGCUCGCUCAUGAGUUGGACAAUGGUAUGGUACCCCUCCCUGCCAAGGUCUGCUUCUACUGCAGCAGGAGCUGUAGGGUGGGGCCACUAUUACAGUGUGACUUCUGCCCACUGGUGUAUCACAUGGACUGUCUCAAUCCGCCUCUUACUUCCCUCCCCACUGGGCGCUGGAUGUGUGCAAACCACCCAGAACACAUCUCAGACCAAAAGUUAUUACAAUCUGUCAGUUUAUCAGAGCGUGUGAAAUUGUGGGACAAAUUUAAUGGCCACAUCAAUCAGCAUAGUAUCAAAGUCAACUUCCUCAAUAAGAUCCACAGACAAAGUCCGCCAUUCAGGAUAAAAGUGCGACACCCUCGUCGUAAAUCCAUCUCGAUACCAGACGCCAUCAAGCAUCAUUACCGUAAUCCACCCCCGUUACUGCCAAGACUGACUGACAACACAUCCCAGGAUGUUCCCCUCACCAUGGAGGGUAAACCAACUGCCACACUAGAGGAACAGGAAGAAUGGCUAACAGCAGUGGUGUCCUUACAAACAAGCAUAGCCAAGCACCUAGCACAGCAGCAGAUCCAAAGAUCCAGUGAUAGUAGUUCUCGCCUCAGUGAAACAUCAAAACCAGAAAAACCCACAGCAUCUGUACAACCAGUGGUCCAAAGGGACACCAUGGAACAAGAAAGUUCUUCAUCAGUGGGACAAUCUUGUGAUAUUGACAAGUUACCUGUGCUUGACGGAGACCGGACUUUAUUAAAUGGCCCCAUCUCUCAAGAUGGUGUGUCUAAUGGACCUCUAGAUGUGAGUCGAGGGGGGGCAAUCUCAUUGUUAAAUCCCCCUGGCUUCUCAAGUGGGCAAAGUGUAGGAUCUGGUUCAAAUUCUUCUUCAUCUGUGAACGGUGAUGUGGAAAUGACAGACGUUUCUAAUGUGAAAGGGUCAGGCUCCACAUCAUCUGAUUCUCCAGCUGUGAUCAAAUCUCGUAGUAACAGUACAGACAGUCCAAGUAUUGUUCGUGUCAACUGGUCGUCUGGGGACAAACAGGGCGUGGCAAUAUCUUCGGCAACAGGUGUGACCACCCCCUCAGGAAAGAACAUCGUCAUCAGUGCUAUAAACAAAUCCAAUAACACCGUUGUUACAAAAGUGUUGGGACCCAAUAGUCAGGGGGGAAAACUAGCAGCAAACAAUAUGGCAGCAAAAAACAUGAGUGGCAGUAACCCAACAUCUAUUCUGUCACCACAGGUCACAGGUAAACAGAUGGCCAAAGUGACUGGUAUGACUAUAGGCAAGACCACAACCACAGGGUCAGGCAGCACGGCAAAGGUCAUCACUGUGUCAGCUCCAUCAGGUAAAGGGUCCACAGCCAAUUCUCACGGAUCAUCUAAUGCCAUUGUGUCCCUCAACAAUUCCCUACAGCAGUGUGUCGAGGGAGCAGGAGAUAAUGAACUGAGUAAGCUAGACGAGCGCCUCAUACAGAUCCUAGCCUGGCAGAGACUUCAACAGCUGAUGCCACACAAACAGCAGUCUUCCUCCUCUAAAAAGGGUGUCUUAAACGGCCUCCUUACACAACAAGGUGCUGGUGAGAUCAAGGCACGUGCUGUGUUAUGUCCACUGACGGGGAAGGGCCAGCCUAUCCCUAUGUCCUACAGGACUCUCAACAUAGGCACAGGUGCUGAUAUGGAUGUGUGCUUAUCGCAAUUUGGUCACUGUAAUUUCAUCUCACCAAAACAUGCCUAUAUAUUCUACGAUGAAACCACGAAGCAUUACGAGUUGCUGAACUACAGUGAACAUGGCAGCACUGUUGACAAUGUCUUAUAUUCCUGCGACUUCUCGGACAAGGUAGCCACCACACCCCAGCCCACCGCUGUGGUGGCGGCUGUCCGAAACAUCAUCAGCAAGAGGAAGGAAACAACAGAGGAACACAUGGAGGAUAGACCCACCAUGUGUUCUAAAAUCACAGACAAUGGCAGAAAACCCUGCAACUGUAAAGUGAGUAGUUCUAGUCUGAUUGGUGGAAGUGGUGCGGGCUGGGAGGGCACAGCCCUACUCCAUCACGGCAGUUAUAUCAAGGUCGGCUGCUUACAGUUUGUGUUCAGCAUCGUCGACCAUGCCACCAAUGUCCCUGGACAGGAUCGACGCAAGGAGCCCAUGUCCCUCCUAAAAUCAACGCUCAAAGCAUCUGCUCCAUAGGUCGCACUUCAUUUCGCACAGCCUCAGGGAACGGAGGGCAAUGAGGGCACACUACCCCACAUCUCCAUUGACUGCCCUUGCGUAAUAGAUGAUCAUUUACCACAAUUAGGAGAGUUUGCAAUGUUUAGAAAAAUCAUCUUCAUUUCUCUGCAGAUGCUAUUCUCAUCACUAAUCAAAUUGUGAUACCCCUCCUUGUUAUAUCGGAAUCUUUGACCCUGGAUGAUCAUGGUGUUAUUUCACAUGUCAGACUACUCUUAAUUUUAUAACAAAGUUGUGCUUAACCUGGUAUGUGUGCAAUACAACCAAGAUUCAAGUUGUUGAAUAGGGUGGUUUUGCAAGAAUUUCUUGUAUUCCAUUCUGUAAACUGCAAUUUUGACAAAAUAUUUUAUAUAGUUGAGUUGAUGACCUUGGAUUGUGUUUUAUUAGAUUUCCUUGUUAUAACUGAAACAGAUUUAUUUAAUCCCUUAAUUCUGAAGUCAUUGUUUCUGCUGUGCGAGCGUAGAUGUGAAACAACCAUCUCGUUCUGUUGUUAUAUCGGUUGAUAAUAUCAUUUUUAUGUAUUAUGAGUGUAUUUGCUACAAACGUCAUAUGUCAUAUUAUGUGAUAGCACUGUAAAUAUCAUUUUUAUAUUUAUCAUGUGUCACAAAUCAACUCAUUCAAAAUGAUCCAUAUAUAUAUGAAUGUAGCAUAUUUAAGUAGAUACUUGUUAGUUUCAUGCCAGUGACUUGUUAAUGUUUUGGGCAGAGUAGUAGUGUCAAAGAAGAAUGUUCUUUAUUUGUAUCUGUAUCUUGUGUUCUAUACCCCAAAUUAAAUUUCUAAUUCCCAAGUUUUUCUUUUGUAUACAAAAGAUUUUCAUUUGAAAACUGAAAACAAUUUAAAAAUCAGAAGUUUCAUAGCUGGGAUUAAUUUUUAAAAAUAUGUGCAAGUAGAAAAAGUUUGGAUGUAUAUGUUAUCAGUUUCAAAAUCAUGACUUAUUCAAGUACAUGAUUGUGCAUAACUUGGAUAUGUGUGAUAGUUACAUGCUCCUUUGUUUUAAUAGUUCGGUCUAAAUUCUUUCCACUCCACUUUUGUAUUUAUUAUGAUCAAUGUUGUUAUCUUACUUCCCUUGCUGUGUGAUAGGACUCGGACUGUAUGGGAAGGAAAGACCAGUGAAUGGGACUCUAGUUAUAAAAUAUAAGUUGUUCCAGUGAUGUGUGUGAUAACUGAUAUAAAGAUGAAAUGACAUCUUGUCUACAUGAAACACAUUUACACUUCUGAAUAAUGUACAUGGUUAAGUUAUUAAAUUCUGUAAUUGUUUUGUUAAAAUUGAUCUACAAACUUGUAGUAUUUUCUGUAAAGUUGGAUCAGAUUUUUAGAUAUCCAUUGUACAUUCUAUAAAAUUGCAUCAAAACAUGUUAAGUAUUCACAAAAAUGUUGCUAAAGUGAAUAGCUAUUAGAGUUGUUCCAAAUAAAUGACUGUCCAACAAUACUUGUUGGUCAAGGAUAGAGGCAAGUUAGGGGUUGAACGGGUUAAAAUCUUGAAACGACUUAAUAUAUUAACAGACCAUGAGCCCUAGAGUGUUGAAAAGUGAUGUUGGUUUUGUAGUUUGCUGGCGUGAAGAGCAUCAAGUUCGUUCAUUUAAAUGAUAUUCACUCACAAUUUGCCGACUGUUUAGUUUUGUUGUGAGUGAACAUCCCAAUGGGUAUUUUGUUUUCAAGUUGCUGGUCAUGAAUUUUAAAUCCCCUGUUGUGUUCUACUUUGUUAUUAUGUAAACUGCAUUACAGUAUGUAACCAGACCUUGUUCCUCAGGAAGUGUGAAUAUGGCUUCACUAGGUAUUAACUAUAGACCUUCUCCUGUUUUCUGCUUCAUUAGUGUAACUGUGAUACCACACGAGAGAUAAUGAUAACAUGAAUAUGUUACAUAACUCAUUCACCCCUGAAGACACAUUUGAACUUUUCCAAUUCAAAGGUUGGAAUAGUUUAUUAUGAAAUUUCAGGGGUGAAUGAGUUAAAGCAAAGGUUUUGUUAAGAUCUUGAUCAAGGAUAAAUCAUUGUACUACUUUAAACAUUUUCUUUUUGGGUGUAUCAUCUGGAUACUGAAUGUUGAUUUUGUAGCAAGCUAAUAUUAUAAUAUAGCCUUGUCCAUCCUUUCAUGUGUUCUGGUCUCUUAUAGUAAAAGUAGCAUGACCUGGUAUGUAUACUGUCAGCUAAAUGCUUUCAAUGGUCAGCUGGUUGAUUUCCCCCAACGGUUACUAGACAGAAGGUAAAACUGACUGGCAUGAUAUUGCCAGCGUUUGAGUUGGCUGAGAUUAAGAUGUUAGCCAUCGAGGCUCCAUUAGGUUGAACAAAGCAAAGAUUUUACCUGGAUUGGACACAAUUUUUGCAACGGAAUAGGGUAACAUGAUGGUUUUAUACUGCCAAGCAGACCAAAGGAAAGUUGAUUUUUCCCUGACUAUAGUGUGGCAAACAGAGUGUUACCUGUUAAUAGCCAAGGUUAAAAGUCAGACAUCAUCUUAAUUAUUAAUUCAGAAAGUAAGACAUAUCUAUGGCCCAAUAAAGAUAAUUUGUGGCAACUCUAAUGUUAUAGCAGUACUAUCAUGAUAGGGUGGAACACCUUAACGAUAGUAUGUACACUUUCAGAAAUGUUGUUAUUUUCGUUGUGUCUUUGUUACUGUGAUGAUGUUAGUUCAUUGUGCCAAACUUCCUGUAGGUGUUAAUAUUUCUAACGGAUAGUUAAGUAGUUCCUCAUCAAAGAACAUGUUUUGUAAGUGCUUUUCUACUAAGGGACCUUGGCUGACCAUUGAAAAACUCAUCACACAAGUUUAUCUUCCAUUGUACUGGAGAUUUAAGGAUCCUUGUACCACUGCUAAAAAAUGUAAAACUACGCGUUGGAAACUGUAGCUUUGAUAAUCACUUUUGAAAAGAAAACUAUACCUUGCGGGGCUUUUAUGGAAAAAAAGAGAUGGAUUAAACAAAGCACAAUCAACAACAGUGUUUUGAGAGUAAAAGUUCAGCUAUGCUAGACCAGAAUUCGAAAUCUGGACUUCAGGUUAUUAGCUCUAACCGGCAGAACUACCAGAGCCUGUAUUCAUGUGUUCUUGUGUUCUUGUGUUCAAGCAAGGAUUUUGUGCUCGAACCAACUUUUUUUUAACUCUUAGAUCGUGUCAAACGAUCAAAAAGUCAAAUGUAAAUAUUGAAAACAGUACUUGGCUCCAAGUCUCUUUAAAAUGUUUCCAAAUCAUUGACAACAUAAGAUUUAUUUAAGUUAUAACAAGAACGAGCAUAAAAUCCAUGCUUGAGCAUGAGAAUGGUUUCAUGAUUAAAGGCCCUGGUCAACAGAAGUUUGGUGGCACAAUGCUACCCUACAGUUAUCCAAAACGAAAUUAAGGGGAGGUUACUGUAUAUAUAGGAAAAACAGUGCAGUGUGACUAGGAUCCUUAAGACAAGACUGACAAUGAUUUAAAGGUUUAUCAAUUUUAAUCCAUAAUAUAUCUUAUGAUAAAAGAUCAAGUUAAGCAAGCUAGUAAUACAUGUAUUUAGAUCAUAGUCCUGUUAUAUUAUCUCUCUAUAUAUUAUUUUUCUACCAAAUAUUUGAACUAAAAAAGCACAAUGUGUCAUUAUAAUGUUGAACAAUUAUACCGAUAUUUCAAAGGAGUGUAAAUGACAAACCGUGGUAUAGCACGAGCUGUACUAUCUUUGUAUAUAGCCUGUGGCAGAGUAUCGAACAAAUUUGGAUCAAUUAAUUUCAUAUUAAUAUUGAUUACAUAUUAUUUGCAAGGUUCUUUUUAUCAUAAGGGCUGGGGGAGCAUCUUUGUCCAGUCGUGUCAUGUCACGUCCAGAGAUAUAUACAUAGGUCAAGUAUGGGCAUUCCUUCCAAGGCCAAGGUCAAGCUUACUGUUUAUAAAAUUUUGUUAUCAAAUUUGAUUACAUUACAAGCAACUUCAUCCUGAACUGAUUUUAAUCAAGUACGAUAUAAACCUCAAUUAUCAGAAUACCUUGAAUGAGUUUACAUUUCAUGGUUCCCAGGUCAAGGGGAAUGUAACAGUAAAUCCUUUUUAGAAAUUUGUCAAACAGAUUGUGGUCUGCGACAUGUCUUGGCCUCUUCUCGAGCUGUUCUAUUACAACAUUGCCAUUAUAUGUUCCCAUUGAAGGGUCAUCCAGUUUUGUUAAGUAGAAAGUAGCCAAGGAAACAUGUGGUAAAUUUUAAGAAAUGUUCAAUAGUUUUUACGUUUUUGGAUAGAAUUUUGAUUCAAUAUCUUCACCAGUUGCAUGAGAGUGGGUGUCGCUACCACUCAUUCUCUUAAGAAACAAUGUGAAGGAAAAUAUAGUUUUUAUCUGAUUCUUGGGAGGAAAUAUGAGUGAUAUGUAAAAGAAAUAUGGAUAAAUUCUUCGUAGCUUUAAUGAGAAAUAUUCUGUUCAAGAUAAAAAUGUCUUGAGUUUGAUUAGAAGCGUAAGGGCAUUAUAUUGGUUUAGGAAGUUGUUGCGGGGUUGUGCUGAUAAUCGCAAAAAAGGAACUCUGUAGGACCAAGCUCUGUAUAUAGCUCGGCUGCUUGUUUUUCGUCCAGGUGUUGAUCCUCUACUCUGCUUCAAAUGAUUUAUUGACAAUACAAAACUCCAUGUUGCUCAUUGUUGGUAAGAUAUUU